Molecule: messenger RNA, 1401 nt
Organism: Fusarium tjaetaba
Lineage: Eukaryota; Fungi; Ascomycota; Sordariomycetes; Hypocreales; Nectriaceae
Product: c6 transcription
Exons: 2
Coding region: 1-1401 (466 amino acids)
Biological process (GO): regulation of DNA-templated transcription
Cellular component (GO): nucleus
Molecular function (GO): DNA-binding transcription factor activity, RNA polymerase II-specific; zinc ion binding
Source: RefSeq, a predicted model, not a curated record
AUGGCCGACGACAGCUACCGAAAAGAGUAUCCCCAGCAGAGCCGCCCAGAAGACACUCACUCUCGACCCCAGUCACAUUAUCCCCCUCCGCCGGACACCGCCCAGCGGCCCUCCGACGCUCCUCCAUCCAGCAUGGCUACAUCAGUUACUUUGCCCUCUAUCCACGACUCCCGCAGUUACGGCCCGCCGCCUGCAGCUCCGGGACGUGGUUAUCCUGCCGACCCGCGAUACGCAUCUCCCAAUGCCGUCAAUGGCUACCCUCCUCCCGGCCAUCAGCCUCCGCCCGGUCAACCUCAACAGUACCUUCCGCCUUUGCAGCCGCAAUCUGAUCCCCGAUCUUCGGCCUAUCCUCCUCCGCCGCCGGACCAACGUGGUUACUAUGACGACCGCCGUCCACCAUACGGGCAAGAGGCGUACAGCACGGAACCUUACUACGCCUACUAUCGCGGACAGCCUCCUCCUCCAGGACCUCCACCGCCAAAUGGCCACCCAGGCUACCGCCACAUCCCCGCCGGCGUCUAUGAAUACCCAGUCGGACAUGGCAAUGCGCCUCCUCUGACACAGGCAGCCCCACGACAACGAACAUCAAUUGCUUGUAGAUAUUGCCGGAAGAGAAAGAUCCGCUGCAGCGGCUACCAGAGCGCCCCCGGUGGCAAGUGCCAGAAUUGCGCCCGUAUGAACCAAGAAUGUAUCUUUCAGCCCGUGUCUUCUUCAAGCUCGACAGCUUUUAUCCCCGUGUCAGCGCUCCCGGGAGGUGUACCCCCAGGCACUCAACUCUUUGGUGCCUAUGGGCAACCCCUUGCCCCAGGCACAGUCCCAGCACCUCCACCACCCCAUGCUGCUUAUCAGCAUGCUAGUGCCCCUCCCCCUCCUGGAAACUAUUACGCGCCUGUCCAGUCGCCUACAGAAUCCUUUUCGUCUUAUGGCGAAGCUAGGACCGAUGACGGCAGCCAGCUUGCAGGGCGACGACGUCGCAGGACGUCAGAAGAACAGGAUGAAGGCUAUAGACUGCCUCCUCCACGAAGUGCCGUGGACGAAGACCCGCGCAGAAGGUCUCCAGCAGAAUUUUCGAACCACAGUAGCCCAGGUGGAGUGGGGUACCCUCCGUAUCAAGGUGCAAGACAAAGCCCACGAAACCCAACGAGCGGCAGUUUGCCUCAAGCUGCAACAGCCGGUAGUUAUACAGCUUCUGCACCUGGCGGUCGUUCCCCGACAGGCCAAAAUGGGUCAAGUGGUGCGUCCACCCCUGCGAGGCAGGGACAGCAGUCCCAAGGAGGAAAUGCAUCGAUCAUGAGUCUGAGCAACUUGGUAGAUAAAAGUGAUAUCGACAAGACUAUGAUUGAAAGGCUUAAUCGACCUGCACCUGGUCAGCCUGGCGCACGGCGAGAUGUCAGCCGCUAA